CCCUUCUCUCCCCCUCAUCCCAACUCUUCUCUUCUCAUACUAUUUCACUCUACAAGACUACAACUAACAAGAAAAUCACAGCAGCACCAAACUCAUACAUGGCGGUUGAAGCUCAGCAUCACCACCUCUCUGUUUUCAUUCCUUCGCAGUCGAUACCGAAUAGAAUGAAGAGUACUCAAGUAAACGGCAAUAUGUACAAUAGCCAGAUGGAUUCCGGACUGCUUCUGGCUUCAACAAUGCCGGAAAAUUAUCUUAUGCCGUUGUAUCAGUCUUCUAUGUGUGAUCAGGCUAAGACAUCGAUGAAUCAGGCGGAAAGUGGUCUCACGUACAACAACUUCAUAUCUGCUCCGAGAAAACGGUCGAGAGAUUCGUUAAUGAAUGAGUUUAACAAUUUCACGGUUCCUCAGCAGAAGAAACUCUCGUCCGGUCUUUCAUCAUCGUUUCUCGACCAAGACAUUGCCUUUCAGAUCCAACAACAGCAAUCAGAGAUCGAUCGAUUCAUUACCCAACAUACGGAAAAAGUGAGGCUAGAACUUGAAGAACAAAGACGACAUGAAUCACAAAUGUUAGUGUCGGCAAUUCAAGAGAGAAUUGUCAAGAAAUUACAAGAAAAAGAUGACGAGAUACAAAGGAUGGGAAAGCUUAAUUGGGUUCUUCAAGAAAGGGUAAAAAGUCUGUUCGUGGAAAAUCAAAUAUGGAGGGACUUGGCACAAUCAAACGAAGCGGCGGCCAAUUCUCUGCGCUCCGAUUUAGAACAAGUGCUGGCGCACGUCAGCGAAGAAGGGAACCAAACGGGAAAUUUAGCCACUGCAGCUGCGCCCGAAGAUGAUGCAGAGUCAUGCUGCGGUAGCAACGAUUACGGACAUGACACUGAAGUUGAGGGGCGGUUAGUUGGUUGCGCUGACACGGUGGUUGGCGGUGGCGAUAGGAUGUGCAAGAGGUGUGGCGUGAGAGAGUCAAAGGUGUUGUUGCUGCCAUGCAGGCAUCUUUGCCUUUGUACAAUGUGCGGGUCUACCCUUCAAAAUUGUCCAGUUUGUGAUUCUGUCAUGAAUGCCAGCGUGCAUGUUAAUUUCUCUUAGAAUUUAAAUUUAGUUUGAACAGAGAUAUAAUUUUUUAGUUUGAAAAAAAAAACAGAAGGAAUUAGUGUAACGAUUUGUUUAUUAUUUAUCUUUUGCCUCGAGUAAAUAUUAGCGAAUCAGAUUAUCUGCA
Molecule: messenger RNA, 1209 nt
Organism: Argentina anserina (silverweed cinquefoil)
Lineage: Eukaryota; Viridiplantae; Streptophyta; Magnoliopsida; Rosales; Rosaceae
Product: BOI-related E3 ubiquitin-protein ligase 1-like
Exons: 3
Coding region: 99-1079 (326 amino acids)
Biological process (GO): regulation of programmed cell death
Molecular function (GO): ubiquitin-protein transferase activity
Source: RefSeq, a predicted model, not a curated record